AUGGAGGAUGAAGAACUUUUUGGACCUGGUGAUUUUUCAGAUAGUGGAGAAUUAGAAGUAGAUAACGUAAUGAAUGGGACUGAGAAUCAUGAGAAUGAUACACAAUUAACACCUGACCCAUUAAUUUCAUCUAAUAGUGAACAUCAAAAAAUAGUAUUUCCAUCGAUACCAGGUUUAUACCUUUAUAAAAAUUUGUUAACUCAAGAACAACAAAAUAAGCUUGUUGAUGCAAUUAUCCAUGAAGGUUAUUUUGAGAGACCAGAAUCAAAUCAAGCAAUGUGUUUUGGUACACUUCCACCUUUUAUUAUGCGAGUUGUUGAUAUUAUUGAAAAUAUACCUUCCAUUUUUCCUGAUGAAAUAAAAAAUAGAAAGCCUUUAUUUGAUCAG
Molecule: messenger RNA, 387 nt
Organism: Dentiscutata erythropus
Lineage: Eukaryota; Fungi; Glomeromycota; Glomeromycetes; Diversisporales; Gigasporaceae
Source: the annotation of a GenBank genome assembly